ACCUUCAUGCGCUUUAGGAAAGGUGAAGGUGUUCAAGCACGUGUUUAGACAGGGAUAUAUGGUGUUUUUCUAACCCUGAUGGUCUCAGGUUACCUGUGUUAGGCUAUGAUAAUGAGUAAUGUUCAGGAUGCAUACAGGUUCAGAGAGCUGUUGAGCAUCUAUUAUGCUCUGCAGGGGCUUCAGACAACACCAGACCUUGAUCCCAGAGCGAUGAUCUUCACACCAGAACAGGUCAUUUGUGUUUGCGAGGUCCUUCUGCAGUCUGGGUGCAUCGAUCGGCUGGCUGGCUUCCUCCGCACUCUUCCUCCCUCUUCCUCCCCCUCCUCCUCUUCAGGCCUUGAGGAGCUGGAGAGUGUCUUGAAGGCCAAGGCUGCCGUGGCCUUCCACCACGGGCGUUUCUCAGAGCUCUACGCUUUGCUUGAGAGCUUUCGCUUCUCGUCGAGCAGCCACUGGUUCUUGCAGCAGCUCUGGCUGAGAGCCCACUACAUCGAGGCCGAAAGCCAGAGGGGCCGGCCCCUGGGAGCUGUGGGGAAGUAUCGAGUAAGGAGAAAGUUUCCUCUCCCGCAAACCAUCUGGGAUGGGGAGGAAACGAUUUACUGCUUUAAGGAGAAAUCUCGGAGUAUCCUGAAGGAAUGGUACAGGCAUACGCCAUAUCCCUCCACGCGGGAGAAGAGGGAGCUCGCGGCGGCUACGGGCCUCACAGCCACGCAGGUCAGCAACUGGUUCAAGAACCGCCGGCAGAGAGAGCGGGCCACGCAUGUUAGUUUACCAGAAAGAUUCUCCCCUGGACCUCCUCGAGAAAUCCACCCGUUUUCAGCGACGUCAACUCAAGACAACUCCCGACCCCAGCUGCACCACCACACCCCUCCACCUCUUUGUCAUCCACCUUUUUUCCUGCAAGAACCAUUUGGAGACCACUCCAGUUUUUGACUCCUUUCUCAGCUCUGUGUUCUUUUUUUCCUUUUUGUUUUAUUACUAAAAUUUGACCAAACAAACAAUUAUCCAGGACAUACACAAUGAAAUGAUAUAAAGGCUUCCAUUGGAUUGGACAUUCCCAGUCUUCCCUGUACCGUAAACCUUUAUUCACAACUGCUACACCUCUUUUGGGUCUUGUUUAACACAUUCUGUAUCCAGAGGCUGCAUAUAGUAACAGCAAUUUUCAGUGUUUUUGACCUCACAGGAAUGAAUAAACUGAUUUUUUUUCUUUGAGUUAAAAAUGAUCACAUUUUGUUUCUAACAACAUCUUUAAAGUUGUAAGUGUACAGAACGCAGCCCGGUGAUCGGGAUUCUCUCUGAUCUGAAAGCAUGCCAGAUCAAUUAUUCACCAAUGUAAGCUGCUGAUGUUCACUGUUGACAGGUUAGAGACAUCUGAUGAGCACAGCUGCCUCAUAAAAGUGCAUCUUUCUUCCAUUAAGAAGAUAAAUCUA
This is a messenger RNA of Oryzias melastigma (Indian medaka), 1427 nucleotides long. RefSeq names its product SIX homeobox 9 (gene six9). The transcript has 3 exons. Bases 106 to 930 code for a protein of 274 amino acids. Gene Ontology annotation, biological process: regulation of transcription by RNA polymerase II. Gene Ontology annotation, cellular component: transcription regulator complex; nucleus. Gene Ontology annotation, molecular function: RNA polymerase II cis-regulatory region sequence-specific DNA binding; DNA-binding transcription factor activity, RNA polymerase II-specific. NCBI's taxonomy places the organism in Eukaryota, Metazoa, Chordata, Actinopteri, Beloniformes, Adrianichthyidae. The record is from RefSeq and is a predicted model, not a curated record.